Molecule: messenger RNA, 1534 nt
Organism: Solea senegalensis (Senegalese sole)
Lineage: Eukaryota; Metazoa; Chordata; Actinopteri; Pleuronectiformes; Soleidae
Gene: spcs2
Product: signal peptidase complex subunit 2
Exons: 5
Coding region: 22-672 (216 amino acids)
Biological process (GO): protein targeting to ER
Cellular component (GO): membrane; signal peptidase complex
Source: RefSeq, a predicted model, not a curated record
AUCUCGCUGAGACCCAAUCACAUGCGUCCAGGUCACAGGUGCAGUGUUUGUGCUGAAAAGAAUAUGGCUGCCUCAAGAAACGGGAAAAAUGGUCUGCUGGAGAAAUGGAGGAUUGAUGAGAAGCCAGUGAAGAUCGAUAAAUGGGAUGGAGCUGCUGUUAAGAACUCUCUGGACGAUGCAGCAAAAAAGGUGCUGCUGGAGAAGUACGGUUAUGUGGAGAACUUCUGGCUUGUGGAUGGGCGUCUGAUGAUCUGCACUGUGUCGUGUCUUUUCGCCAUGUUGGCGUUGGUCUGGGACUAUAUGCACCCUUUCCCUGAGUCCAGACCAGUACUCGCCUGCUGUGUCAUCUCAUACUUCAUUAUGAUGGGUGUUCUGACUCUCUACACGUCCUACAAAGAGAAGAAUAUCUUCCUGGUGGCGCUGCAGAAGGAUCCAGCGGGGAUGGAUCCUGACCAUUUGUGGACACUCUCCUCCUCCCUGAAACGGUUUGACGACCAGUACUCGCUCAGAGUUUCCUUUACUGAUGGAAAGUCCCGAUGCUCGAGGGAGGCGGAGUUUACACGCUCUGUGUCUGCUUUCUUUGAUGAGAACGGAACACUGGUGAUGGACCUGUAUGAAAAAUGUGUUUCCAAACUGCAUGACACACUGGCAUCCGACAAGAAGAUGAAAUAAUGCAGUGCUGGCAACGUUUUGUCUGUGAUGUUUGGGUGAAAUUUUGAUGUUGGCCACAAACGGACAUGAUGUCACUGUGUGGUUAUUCAUGACAUUUAUAAAGGUGUUGCUUACUGUCCUGACUAGGGCUGGAACCAACUAUUAUUUUCAUGAUCGAUUAAUCUGAGGAUUAGUUGUUUGGUCCAGUAAAUUUUAAAUAAUAUUGAUCAGUAUUUUCCCAAACCUUGAAAUUAUGUUCUCAAAUGUCGUUUUGUCCUCAAACCAAAAUUCAUGUAUUUUAAUUAUUUCUUUGUUAUAUGGAGCAAAGAAACCAGAAAAUAUUUUCUGCGAAUUGGAUUCAUGAGUAACAAAUUAAAAUUACUGUAAUUAUUGACACACAAACAUAAGUGUACACACUUACGCUGUCUGCAGAUUGUCACUCGUUUUCUCUGAGGAAAAGUUAGUAACUGAAAAGAUCUGUUCUGACUGAUUUUCGACUUGCCAUCACAGUCAUCUUUUGAUGUAAUUUCCUUUUUCCUCAGCUAAAGGAACUGAGAGGAAGUUAUUUGUUUCUUUGUGGUCAAACCAUGGCCAUCACAGUGAAGCUUUCACUUCACUCAAUCCUCACCGUCUCCUUCAACACAGCGCUGAGUCCAGCUAGUAAACAAAUACCUUUUUUUUACCCGGUAGACCAAUCACAAUGCAGGAGACUUGGAGGGCGACCGGAGCGAAAGAAUAUGAUUAUGACGGUUGACCUUUGUCCUUGUCACAGAUGGUGUGUUGACAACUCAACACGUAGUGGACUGAAUGUUGACCAGACUUUUAUACAGAAUGUUUGUGUGUAAACAUUGUGAUGAUAUUAAAGAUGGGCACUGUUACAAAA